Girardinichthys multiradiatus is the source of this 5298-nucleotide messenger RNA. RefSeq names its product trafficking protein, kinesin binding 2 (gene trak2). NCBI's taxonomy places the organism in Eukaryota, Metazoa, Chordata, Actinopteri, Cyprinodontiformes, Goodeidae. The record is from RefSeq and is a predicted model, not a curated record. Gene Ontology annotation, biological process: anterograde axonal transport of mitochondrion; neurogenesis. Gene Ontology annotation, molecular function: GABA receptor binding. The transcript has 17 exons. Bases 288 to 3320 code for a protein of 1010 amino acids. Gene Ontology annotation, cellular component: dendrite.
AUAACCCUUUAGUCAAAAGUCAGCUAGGAAGCUACGAAUCGGAUGCCAACUUCAGCGUCAAGCUCCUUCUUCUCCAUUGUUUGAGGCUUCGCUGAAGGGAUUGGCACCCUCGCCGCAUGUACCGCAUGCAGUGGAGGUAUAUUGACACCGGGUAAAGGUGCGCAUCAGGUCUCCUCCCAUCAGUGCAGUACCAGGAUGUGAUGUCACAGUAGUAACUGCACUCCUGUCCUGUCCAGCUUUGUGUUUUUGGAGAGGGGAGCCCCUCCUUCCCACUCCGAGGACAGGACAUGUUUGAAGUGAAACCCCGGGCGGUGGAGAAGAAGGAGUCCAGCACAGAGACAGAUGAGGGGCUGGGCAGCAGCGGGAGGCAUCACACCUCUGGCUCACUGGGCUCCUGUUCAGCCGGCUCUGGCUCCCUGUACCUGUCGGACAGUCAGGACUGGGUGGUCUCUCCCAGCUGCUCUCCAGAUGAAGGCCCCGCACAGAUCAACUCCAUCUCUCCCCUGCUGGCUGAAGAGACUCUCCGUUACAUGACUUAUCUUGCUUUGGAGCCCUCUUCUUAUUCCCGUCCUGGCUCUCAGAGCCUCUCCAAAGUCCUCAGUGCCGAUCGAGUGGAGCAGAUGACCAAGACGUACAAUGACAUUGAAGUGGUCACACAUCUUUUGGCUGAGCGAGACAGAGAUUUGGAGCUUGCAGCUCGGAUCGGGCAGUCACUUCUGCAGAGAAACCAACUUCUACAGGAACGAAAUGACGCCGUGGAGGAGCAGCUUGCACAAGCUGUGGACCAGGUACACCAGCUACAGCAUGAGCUAACCAAGAAGGAUGAACUGCUGCGGAUAGUGGCCAUUGCCUCGGAGGAGGGUGAGCAAGACUCCAAUGCGACAACUCCCCAGAAUCAACCUCAUCUGCUGGGGGGAGCUGCGGCCACAGCACUGAUCCAGCUGGAACAUCUGCAGGACAAGCUGCAGGAGCUGGAGGAGGAGAACCAGGCACUGAGGUCUGAGGCGUACCAGCUGAAGAGAGACACUGUGACGUAUGAGGAGAAGGAGCAGCAGCUCGUCAGCGACUGUGUUCAAGAACUUCGUGAGUCCAACAGUCAGAUGGUGUCUCUGACGGAUGAAUUGUCUCAGAAGAACGAAGAGCUGCUCAGACACCAGGAGGAAAUUGCUCAGCUGCUCUCUCAGAUAGUAGAGCUGCAACAUAGAGUAAAGGAGCUGGCUCUGGAGAAAGAAGAGCUAAGGAUCCACCUUCAGGCCUCCAAAGAUGCCCAGAGGCAGCUUACAGCAGAGCUCAACGAGCUGGCAGAAACGAACGCAGAGUGUGUGGAAAUGCUCCACGAGUCACAGGAGGAGAUUAAAGAGCUUCGCAGUAAGAGCAGUCCCUCCACUGGGAUGCGACGGCACCUUUCUUACGGCCUCUACGCCAUGGAAUCCUUGGCAGCAGAGAUUGAGGGCUCAAUGAGGAGAGAACUAAGCAUUGAGGAGGAGACCGCCUCUCAAGACCAAAGAAUUUCCCAGAAGAGGGUCUUCCAAACUGUUCGCUCGGUCAACGCCUCAGCUUCUCGUGCUGCUAUGGCCUCCCCGCCUAUCCCCGGCUCUGGACAGAGUUCUCUAGUAAUGACAGCCCAACCUUUCCAGUCUGCACAAGGGGACGAGGUACGAAUGGGCCAGCCAGGAUUACCAGGAGGAAACGACCUUACCAAAGCUCUCCAUCGCCUAUCUUUAAGGCGACAGAACUUCCUGUCUGAACGUCAGUUCUUCCAGGUGGAGCGUGAGAAGAAGCUGCAGACCCUGACAGGGGCAGAACCAGAUGGAGAGGGCAGCGGCUGCAGCUCCCCAAUGGGCAGCGUGCUCUCCUCCUUUUCCAACCUCUCCGAUCUCACAGUCAGCUCUACUGUUUUCAAGACCUUCUUGCCUGAGAAGCUUCAGAUUGUCAAACCAAUGGAAGGUUCCCUGACGCUCCAUCACUGGCAGCAGCUUGCCAAACCUCACCUAGCCACCAUCUUAGACCCACACCCUGGGGUUGUGACUAAAGGUUUCCGGCCUCUGGCUCAGGAUGCUGUGUUCCAGCUGUCAGACAUGGAGGAGGAUGAGGAGGGCGAAGAGCAUAGAGGGAUUCCUGUCCUUGAGAAAGGGACAACCGAGAAGGGUAAGGAAGAGCUUGACGAGGAAGAGGAGGAAGGCGGGAUAACCUUCAACGUGCGCUGUUCAUCCACACCUGAGGAAAGAAACUAUUCGGUUGCACCUCACACCAACGCGCCUCUCCCCUCGAGCCGGCUGACAUCGUCUGGAGUACCUUCCACUUCCUCCUUUGUCCACUCGGACCUCUGUUUGACACUUAAUGAGGUCACGGGGAAAUUGAACCAAUCCCCUCACUUCAUUCCUGGAGCUUCUACAUCAGCUGUCCAAUCACAAAGUAGAACUUCCACCUCAACAUCUUCUUCUUUUGUACCAAACCCAGGGAAGAGUCAGAGCUCCACCUUCUCUACCUACACCUUCACAACCUGUCGCAUUCUCCACCCUACUGACGUCACACUGGUCACACCAAGUUCACAGUCAUCCCUUUCAGCCAACACGCCCAGCUCCAUGAGAACAGGUCCCAGUACCCCUGUAACUCCCUGCAGACUGAGCUUUGGUGACUCCUUCCCCCCUCAACGCCCUCCAGCACCCCCCAGCAGCCUGGCCAAACUGGUCCUGGAGAGAGGUAUUUCUGCACAAGUCUCCACUGAUGCCCCCUCUUCAUCAUCCAGAUGUGCUCCACGGCAGCCCCUGUUACAACUCGUGGCUAGCACACCUGCCAACUCCACCUCCCAGUCGCCCGCUCCCUCCCCCGUGCCUACAGAGUCACGCCAACACCCGCCUGACAAUUUUCUAGCCUCGCGGCCUGCAGAGCUUUUUCUCCAAGAUGUGUACGGGUUGAACCUGGGCCGAGCCCCACACCCUGACCUGCCAAGCCCUUCCCAGGAAACCACUACCCUAUCCUCUGGUUCUAAGCCAGUCCGAGACAAGGCCAACCUAGUCAGUGUCGGUCUGGUAGAAAGACUUCGUCAUUUGGGCUUCUCUAAGGUGCUGCACAGUUCAGAGUCCGACGCUUCAGUGCCACACCAAGAGGCCGCCACUUUUGUGUCAGCAGGCGGGGGAAGUCUGAUGGAGGGCCUGAGGCGCAAUCAGAGUCUCCCAGCGAUGAUUGGCGCCAGAGUAGGUAGUAAGUCAACCGCUCAUCCAACCUCCCUGGCUAUCCCAUCACAUUGGGGAAAUCUUAAAGAACGACGGCGGCAUCUUGCCUCCAUCUCACAUCCUCAGAGAGGUUCAAAACACUAAAGGAAGGAGUCAUACAGCAUCCAUACCUUGAUCCUCUUGGUUUACACCUCCACCCCAACUCCUUCCUUUCUGCCUUUGGAGAGAGAAGACAGGGAAUCAGUAGAAGGAACAGUCCUUCCUUUUAAUGACAUCGAUUAAAAGCACAAUUUAACGGUUUUUAGUGACGCUGAGUUUUCUCAAUGUACUCAUCUGCCAUUAAGCUUGGCCUUAGCUUGACUCUUGAGUUGGGUUUGCAUUUUAGUAGUUGUAUUGUCAGGCUCUGGAUGUUCAGGUGUAACUGGAAGCAGGUUUCCUAUAAAGCCAAGAAAAGUCCUGGAAUUUGAUUUUAGUGUCCCAUUAUCUAGACGUUCUGUAUUUUCUUCAUUGUUCUAACUUUUCCUUUCUUCCUCCCACGUCCUUUUUUUCAUUUCUUCCUUGUGCCCUUCUUUCCCUCCUUGUCUUACGUCCCUGCUUUCUGACUAGCCUUCCUUCCUUGUGUCCUACCUACUUGAUUUCCUUGGGUCCAGUUUCCAAAGUCUUCCCAAGUAGAAAUAUCUUCCAUAAAUUCAUGGGGAAAUUCCCUAUUUUAAAAUUUAAAACCAAUUUUUUACAUUAAAAAGUUGCAGGAACUCUCUGGGGAGGACGUAAAGUAAUGAUGCAAUUGUCUGAGGGUUUGUGGAAGUCUAUAAGAAAGGAUGAGGAACAUUUGUGAAAGACAGAGUUUAUUCUUGUUAGAUGGUUAAGGAAAGUGGUGACUGAGUGAGUGAACAUCUGAGCACCCAGAGUCUUGCUGUUCCAAGGGCUUGUUCUGUAAUCAGCAAGAAGAAAUGUAAAACAGUAUCAUCCCAGCCUAUAAUCCAGUGAACAGUUAUUCUGUCAUGUCAAGCUUCUAGAAAUACAAGCCUUUGAUGUCAGUGGAAGAGUGAUCCAACUAACUUUUAUUAUUGAGACACUAGUUAGACAACGUAAAGCAUAACAUGAUACUGCCAGACUAAUCUUGUAGACCAGCCAAACCUGUAAACAUACCAGUGUUGGAUUUAUUUUUACUGUUAAUAUAGCUUACGUUUUCUGUCCAUGUGGUAUGGCAAAAGCAUCUGCAUGAAAUGCCUAUAUGUCCCAGCAUGCAUCUGUAAGUAGGCAGGUGGGGCCAGGCUGAAGCAAGUUCAGAACCAAAAUGCGCAAAAAAAGGGAAGGAGGGAGGAGGUCUGUUUUUCUUCAGGUCUUUGUUUUGUGUGUUUUUUAAGAAAAUGAGGCCUUAAACGGAGGCAAGCACUGUUUUCAUUAAAGUUUUGUUGGUAUGUAUUAGUUGCACUUAGUAGGUUCUGGGGAACAUCGCAGAACUAAACUGAAUAUAUUUUAUCUUUUCACAAGACAGGUCAGCUUUCAGUCAUGUUUCUGUAGAGAACAAAACCACCAUCUAGAUGCUUUUUUCUAGUUAAGGGUAAAUGCAGUUCAAACAUUGGCCAGCAGGUGGGAGCAUUUCACAUCUACAAAGUACUUGAAAUCAGCCAUUCUCUUUAAAAGCCUAAACCUUAACUUGCAUCUGCUCUUCUGUUUUAUGGCUAACCUUUUACUGAUUACUGUUUAAAGUAUUUAAAUCCUGGCAUUAAUGAAAACAUUUGGUGUGUCUGGUAACAAUAUAAGCUAAUAAUUUAAUUUAUGUUGCAAUUUGUUUCCACACAAAGGAAAUCCAUCUUAACGUAAAAAACUUUAUUUUUGUUAGAACAAAUAUUCUGGCUUGCACAUGUUUAAAUGAAGCAUUGUGAAAAAGAAAAAGGUGUAUAAAUGUACGAUGAAAGAGAAUGAAGACUCAUCGAGUGACUGUAUCUUUUAGAUUUGUUGUUGUUGUUGCCAUAUCCUGUUUUCCUUGUAACACUGAAAGUUCAGGUUCGUGGCUUUUGGUGGACAUAAAUAAUACAGAACUUCCUUGUGUUUCCCAGCUGUAAUCAGGAUCCUAUGUUAUUGCCUCUUUUGUAAAAUAAAGCUAUUGAAAUUAAAA